AUGAAAUAAUCGGAUUAAUAAAAGACUCAUGUUUCUAGAUCGAUGAGUUAGCAUCUACUGACAGAGUAAGAUAUAAAGAAGAUCUUUCCAUAUACUUAAAGCAUUCAUAAUAGGUAUUUGGAAUAAAAUAGAAUGGAAAGCAUACGAGAUUAAUUAAAUAAUUAGUAGUAACAAUCCAUCUCCAUUCACAUUAAGGAUCUCAUAGUCAAAGACAAAUUGAAACCUCGAUUAUUAUAGCCAUUGACAAUGUUGGAUGAAAGUUGUAAUAGAGGAGUUAAAAGAAUGAAGAAACUAUUGUAUCAUGAUUCUCAAAAUGUCAACCUCCACAAUAUCAAUUAAAGAAGAGAAAUGGUUUAAUUGGCAUAAUGGUUGGACAUGAUGGUCGAAUAGGUGCAUUCAUAAAAAUUAACAGAUUAUUAAGAAUAUUAUAACAAAUUGGAAAUAGUUUUCCAAGGUUCAGUAUUAGAGUUAGAAAGACAGAUAUCAAUUGUGGGAUUUGAAUUCGGAUAAUUUUUGAAGAAAUUAUGGGAUGCCUUCACAGAAGAAGUCUAAAAAAUCAUUUUGGGAUUGCAACAAAGAAAUCAAUAAAUAGAAUAGAAAUGUUUAGAGGACAUAAAUUAAUUGCAUAAGAAUUAUCAAGAAGCAAUUGAAAAAUAGGCAGAGUCAAUGAGGAUGAUGAAAGAAGAGGCUUUGGCAGUUUAAAAUUCAAUUGUAAAAAUGAAGAAAGAAAAUGUGUAUUUAAGAAAGAAAGAUAAAAGAAGAGAAGAACAAUUGCAUGAAAUUAUGAGUGAAUUCUGGGAAUAGAAUUUACAAUUAAUUGAAUAUUAAGGAAUAGAAAAAUUUCAUAAGUAAGCUCAAACUUCUGAAGAGAUGGAUCUCGUUUUAUAAUAGAAGGAUAUGUUUGAAUUCUUCAAAUAGAAAUUUGAAGUGCAUAAAAAGGAUAUUGAAAAUUAAUAUAAAAUUCUUACUUUAUAGGAUGAAUAUUAUGAUGGAUCAACUCACUUGAUUAUUACUGAAUCCUCUGUUGACACCAGCGAUUUAAUUAAAACAAAAGUGUAGAGUGAAGACACAUCAGAGUAUUUUACUUAUGUGAGUACCUCAACUCAGACUCCAAAAUAAGCAAAGAAAAUAGAUGAAGAAGUAUAGGUUUAGCCAUGUCAAGGAAAUCAAGAAUCACAAGUCAAUUCAACAUAACUAAGAAAAGAGAGAGUGCCUAGAAAUUAAACAGAAUCAAAACUAUUCAGGAGGGCAAGAUUCCCUUUAUCUGAGAUUAUUUAAGAGUAUAGUGCUCUGUAUUUCCCUGAGUAAGAGUUAAGUAGCAAUGAUCCUUAAUUUACUGUUAUUAUGGCUGAUCAAAUUACCUAAUUGAAGGAUAGAAUUAGAGGACUUCAAGGGGAUAAUUCAAGCGAAGACAUUUUUGCAAUCAAAUAAUAUUUACUUUAAAAUUAUGGCAAUUUCAAUUUUUAUUUUAAUUAAUGUUGGAAUGUGUUAUAAACAUAGAUCUCAGUUGUUAUGGAUGCUAAGAUAGAUAAAGAAGAAAUGGAACUUGAAAUGAAAGAAAUUGAAAAUAAAUUUAAUGAAAAUGUUGCAUUGUUCAAAAAAUACCAUAAUAGAGCUAAGGAAAAAGAAACAAUUUCUAAAUUUUAUGAAGAAUCUUUAAUUAAGGUUAUCAGGUAUGCCCCGUAAUUUUUAAUUAAUCAGAUUAAAGAGUAAGCCAAUGGGUAUGGAGUGUUGGAAAAUGUUGAAUUUAAGGAAUUUAAACGAAGAUAAGGUACUAAUAUGGAUCCCAAACAAUAAUCAUAAUUAUCUAUUAAAGAUCUAGACUCUCCAACUAAAUCUCCUAUUAAAACCUUAACAAAUAUCAAUAUUUCUAAGCCUCUGAUGAAAAUUCAGAAAAUCCCAAGCCAGAUUGAAAUCUCGAGCAAAGAAGAUGAUGACGUUUACAAAAGCGAUUCUUCCAAAGAAGGUUCUGGAGAUGAAAGUGAUGUUUCUUUUAGUUAAAUUAAAUUGGAUUUUAAGCAAAGCAAGCCUAAAUUAACAAUAGAGAAGAAAUUAAGAAUAUCCACUUGUCCAGUAAAAUCUGCCUCGUAUGCUACGAAUUUAUUAAAAUAAAUGUUAUCUAAAUUCAAUAUUAAUUAUAGAACUGGAUUAUACUAGUUAAGUACUAUCCUCUAAAAUUAUAAUGAAUUAAUUAUGAAAAUUCCUAAUACUAUUUAAAAUACUCCUCUUCAUGUUCAUAUGUAUGAGAACAUCGUUGCACAUUAUGGUUAGUCAUAAUUUAGUGAUGCAAAUAGAUACAAAAGAACUAUUCGAAGCUUCCUAUUUUUUGAAACCAAAAGUAGUACUUGCUAAUUAGUCGUUAAAUUUUUAAAAGCAGAAUAUGAUAUCUAAGAUCUCAAUUUAUAUCUCUAAAUAGUUUAAUCAUUAUAAGAAUAUCCUAAUGUUUCGUACUCAAAAUUCAUUGAUACACUACUUAAAUGGUUUUCAGAUAAUAAAUACUCUUAAAGUGAAAUUGAUAAUAUUAUAUAUGAUAUUUCAACUUCAGAAGUUGCUUAUAUGUAGAGUCAGUAAGGACCAUGUGAUUAUGACAUCUUGAUGUACUAGUUUUUGGAGAUAUUUUAAAAACACAAAAAUCGUACUUCAGUCAAGUAUAAGCAUCUGUACACCUCUGUAGAUCUAAUGAAUAAAGGUAGUAUUGACUUUAAUUAAUGGAAUUUUUUGUAUGAAGUAUUAUGUUGCAUCAACUAUUCAUUUUCCAUCAGAUUAUUCUACUAAGAAGCAGAUUACUGUGGGGAUGGUGGAAAGAUGAUGUCAAAAUAAAGAUUUACAUUGGUUUGUGAUGAAUUAAAGAUAUUUUAGGAGGAUGAUCAAAUUAAGUUAUUAGAUAGAGAGACUUAUUUUACAAUUAGGGAGAAGAUCAAUACUUCAUGGAUGAGAGAAAAGAUUGUGAUGAAAAUGUCAUUUAUUAAAGCAAACAAAGUAUAAAUUCUCUUUAAACUAAUAAGUAUUUUUGCAGCAAUUGAUACUUUUGUUUAAAAUCCAAAGAACUGUUAAUUUGAGGCAGAGACUAUUUGUUAUAUGUAUAAGCUAUUAUAAAAAACCUGGAAGCCCUAGUUCUUAGAAUCGUAAUUAAAUAUAGGUAUACCAGUAGAAAUUUCGUUAAUAAACACAACUUAUAGAAAAAUGGAACUCAAAAUUCUCAACAAAGAUUGA
Paramecium tetraurelia is the source of this 3213-nucleotide messenger RNA. RefSeq lists its product as uncharacterized. The transcript is spliced from 8 exons. The record is from RefSeq and is a predicted model, not a curated record. NCBI's taxonomy places the organism in Eukaryota, Ciliophora, Oligohymenophorea, Peniculida, Parameciidae.